CUGCUUUCUCUAACGUCUAUCCUUCUCACGUAUCGAAAAGCACUUCCAAAUGGACACCACCAGCAAGGUCAAAAAAGGCGCAGGCGGCCGAAAGGGCGGUGGCCCGAAAAAGAAGCCGGUUUCUCGCUCUGUCCGUGCCGGUCUACAGUUCCCCGUAGGUCGUAUCGGUCGAUACCUAAAAAAAGGCAGAUAUGCACGCCGUGUUGGUACCGGCGCCCCCGUGUACCUCGCCGCCGUUCUUGAAUACCUCGCCGCUGAGGUUUUGGAAUUGGCCGGUAAUGCAGCGCGUGACAACAAGAAGAACCGUAUUAUUCCAAGGCAUGUUCUUCUUGCGAUUAGGAAUGAUGAUGAGCUUGGGAAGCUUUUGGGUGGUGUAACGAUUGCGCAUGGAGGAGUUCUGCCGAAUAUUAACCCGGUGCUUCUGCCGAAGAAGACAGCGGCCAAGGAGCCAAAAGAGCCUUCGAAGGCAGGGAAGUCUCCUAAGAAGGCCGCGUAGGUUCUGCGCUGCUUGCUUUGUAUGUAAUUUUCGUUGUGUAGUGUUUGGUUUGGAGGAGAAUGGACUAUGCUAAUGUAAUGGUUUUUAUUCGAGAAAGAAAAAAACAUCUACUUGCUU
Messenger RNA from Dendrobium catenatum, 613 nucleotides. RefSeq names its product histone H2A. Lineage: Eukaryota; Viridiplantae; Streptophyta; Magnoliopsida; Asparagales; Orchidaceae. The record is from RefSeq and is a predicted model, not a curated record. Bases 50 to 496 code for a protein of 148 amino acids. The transcript has 2 exons. Gene Ontology annotation, cellular component: nucleosome. Gene Ontology annotation, molecular function: structural constituent of chromatin; protein heterodimerization activity; DNA binding.